GGGGGUUAAUUAUUAAACCUUUUGCUUGGUUGCUUACUUGUGCUGCUGAUGCUUUAAUCCUGGGUCACAGAAAGUUUAAGAGUGCUUUGCACCGGAGACUUACUUCUUUUAGCCUCAACUUUUCCAUACUGAAAGGAUGUUAGGAGUUUUGCUGCUUGCUUUCUCUGUAGUUUCUGUUGCUUCUGCUGAGCUCUGCAAGCCAGAUGCACAGAAUGCUUUCAAAGUACGGCUUAGUAUCAAAACAGCUUUGGGAGAUAAUGCAUAUGCCUGGGAUGCAAAUGAAGAGUACCUCUUCAAGGCAAUGAUGGCUUUUGCAAUGAGAAGAUACUCCAGCAAGAGCACAACUCAAAUUUCCAACGUGCUGCUCUGCAAUGUGACGGAUCGGGUGUCGUUUUGGUUUGUGGUCACAGAUUCCUCCAAAAACACAACAACUGUUCCUGGAAGUGAGGUAGAGGCAGCCAUCAGGAUGAACCGGAACAGAAUCAACAGCGCCUUCCUGCUGAGUGACAAAACACUGCAGUUCCUGAAGAUAUCCACAACCUUAUCACCUCCUGUUGAGCCCUCCACACCUGUCUGGCUUAUUGUAUUUGGUGUUGUUCUUUCUCUCAUUGUGGCUGGAAUUGUUUUCCUCGUUGUUUCAGGGAUUCGGAAACACAAGAAAAAGAAUAAAGAGUCAACAGAGAGAGAAAAUUUAGAAGAGAAAGGCGAAGUGACAAUAACAAUAGAAAAUGGGAUUCCUUGUGAAACACUGGAUUUAAAAGCAGGCCACGUUAAUGGAGUCUUUGCAGCAGAUGAUGAACGGUUCACGUCCUUAUGAAAUGCUGCCAUUGCUAUCUGGUGCUCUUUUGAAAGACUCCUGUGCCUACCUUAUCUCGUCUCUACUGCUGAAUGUCAAACAUGAAGACAAGAAAAAUGUCCUUUCACUUAAUUUCCCUUGAGAGAACCUUUUACUGAUAACACAUACACUGGAGCUUCCAUUACAACGCUUUUGUUUGUGAGCAAAGCAAAUGAGAAGACCUCACAUUAUAGCCAUUUAAGAUUUCAGAAAGAUGUGUGACAACAGAGCUGAAACCUGCCUUGUGUCAGGCAUUUAAUUUUAAUGAUUAUUUAAAUGUCUAUUGUUGUUUUCCCUUGAUAUAAACAUGAAACUGCAUUAUUCUUGACUGUCACAGGGGAGACCAUCUAUCAUUGUCAAUUCUGUCUGGGCUUUCUUUUAAGCCAUAUACAAAAGUUUUCUCUGUAAGCUGAGUUCUGUUUGCUGAUACACUGUAUGCUUUUGGAUGGAAUAGUGAUCAGUGCCUGAAGCUUUUAGUUUAUUUGGGGGAAUAAAAGCUCUGAUAGCCUCUGUAAAAGCAGGUUAAUAAGUGGCUGGGCCAUCUACAGUGUUAAGGACUAGCAAAAAUUUUGUAAUAACUGUAUUUUUCAUGUUAAAAAGUCAUAAAUUACAUGACCCGGAAACCAAAAAUGGCAAGAUUUUGAUUUUUUUUAAAUUAAAAGGAAAGGGGGAUUUUCCACAGGUGCCUCCUGUGGCCAGUGGCCCAACUCUCAUUGAAUUUCUGAGAGCAUAUUUCACUUGUUUGAAAAAUUCUCCUUACAUUUCUUAAUAAUAAAACUAAAGCAGAUUUCCAAGCUAUAUGACCCUGAGCCUAAGGUCAACUGAAAUCUUCAUGUGGCAGCUGGAUAGCUCGUUCAGCCCUUGAAACACCAGCUGCUGUUUUUCAUACAUCAUGCCUGGCUGAGGGCAGAGAGCAUUCAGACCUGGGUUUCCUAGGUAUGUGGCUGGAGGCUGAGGUAUCAAACGAUACCAGGCACUAAAUUUCGUUGCUGGAUUACUUUGCCAUCAGCCAUACAUACAGACUAAGCUAUCUAUGCCCUAAUCUUCUCCCUAUUUAAACCAGUGAUAUAUUUCUUGCUGAUUUGAGAAGAAUUGGGCCUGAGUAAAGGAGAGUUUCAUGUGUGGGUAAUUGCAGACAGAGGAUAUAAACAUGUUGAAGUAAAAUAGGACAUCUGUGGUCACCAAAUGGCUGCCCACAUCACUGGAGGUAGGUUCUGACCAUUAGCUAUCACAUUUUCAGCACCAUGUUUGGAGACAAUGUUAGAAAACUCGUUUGCUUAUUAUAGUUAUUCUAUGCAAUUGGAUCCUUCACCCAUAGGAACAGGUUAAAUCAGGAUAAAAGCUCUUUGUAAAGGACCUUCCAGUGUCCUGAAAGUUAAGGAGGCUUCUCAUGCCCUCAGGUACAAAUUCUUUAGCAUUUUGGCUGUAUCAGGCAUCUUUGGCUAUCCAUUUGGCUUGGCUCUGGCUCUUGGGAAUGGGGUGAGCAGAAUGGGGAGGGGAAUGGGGAAACAGCAGGGUGAAGCAGGGACACUGAGCAAGUGGAGUGCAGAGCUGGGUGAGGGUAGGGGGAGGAGGGCAAAGUAUGAAAUAAAACUGUGGUCCCACCAAUCAUUUGCCUCACUUGAUCUCCUUCUGUGUCCUAGUGAUGGGCCUCUCUGGACAAGGAAUGUGACUUCUCCAUGUUUUGUAGGGUGCACUGCUCGCCUCUCAGUUACUGAUGAUAACAUCUCAUUGCAUCAAAUAGCAUUCAACAACACAGAGACAUAUUUCUCAUAGGUACAUCAAAGGUUAAGCUUGCUAUUGUUUAAGAUCAUUUGGAGGGAAGAUACAGAGUACAGUCUUAUUAUUGCUUCCUCAGUCCUUGCUCCCAGGUCUUUUACUCAGUCAGAGUUUUAUGUUGGUAAUUCCGAUCGCAUCAUUUCCAAACCUUUGCACUCUUCACAUUCUUUAUAUGACAGAUAGCUACACGGCGGCACGACCACAAUAGACUGCUGUAGCAGCAGCACCUCUGCAAUAGCCUGUGAAAGAUUUCAGUACGAAGAGCUUGAUGGUGCAAGAGCAACCCCAAGCUACUGUAUAAAAACUACCGUGGUUCUGUAUUCUGCUGUA
Molecule: messenger RNA, 2944 nt
Organism: Phasianus colchicus (ring-necked pheasant)
Lineage: Eukaryota; Metazoa; Chordata; Aves; Galliformes; Phasianidae
Gene: CLTRN
Product: collectrin, amino acid transport regulator
Biological process (GO): positive regulation of amino acid transport
Cellular component (GO): extracellular exosome; plasma membrane
Source: RefSeq, a predicted model, not a curated record